AUGCAUUCCUCGGUGACUUUCGUUCUGGCAGCUCUUGCCUCCACUGCGUUCUCCUCUCCCCUCAAGACCAGAGAUGUGCCGACAGGCCAGGUCAUCACUGAGUGCAUUCAGCCAGGGACGAUAGCCUUGACCUUUGACGACGGCCCAUCCGAAUACACCAGUGAGCUGCUUGAUCUCCUUGCGGCUUACGACGCUCAAGCCACCUUCUUCGUCCUCGGCAGCGCCGCAAGUGAGAGUGCUAGUCUCCUCCAGCGCAUGCAAAGCGAAAGCCACCAGAUCGGAUCGCACACUUACGACCACCCCAGCCUCAUCGGUUUGAGCGAUGCGCAAAUUGAAGAUCAGAUGAACCGGCUUGACGACGUUCUCGAGCAGUCCAUCGAGGAAAGGCCAACCUACAUGCGCCCGCCAUAUUUCGACACCGACGGCCAUGUACUCGAGGUAUUGGGCCGUCUCGGCUACAAGGUGAUCACGGCGAGUAUUGACACCAAGGACUACGAGAACAACGACGAGAGCCAGAUCGAGGUCAGCUUCGACAAGUUCGUCACCGAGCUGGAUGCAGGCGGGAGCAUUGUGCUGUCGCACGACAUCCACUACUGGACAGUCUACAAACUCGCGGAGGAGAUGCUGCAGGAGGCUGAAAGCCGGGGGCUUAGAGCUGUCACGGUUGGAGAGUGCCUUGGAGACCCCUUGGACGAAUGGUAUAGGUAG
This is a messenger RNA of Aspergillus puulaauensis, 708 nucleotides long. RefSeq names its product chitin deacetylase. Bases 1 to 708 code for a protein of 235 amino acids. Gene Ontology annotation, biological process: carbohydrate metabolic process. Gene Ontology annotation, molecular function: hydrolase activity, acting on carbon-nitrogen (but not peptide) bonds. The record is from RefSeq and is a predicted model, not a curated record. Lineage: Eukaryota; Fungi; Ascomycota; Eurotiomycetes; Eurotiales; Aspergillaceae. The transcript has 3 exons.